Molecule: messenger RNA, 3117 nt
Organism: Plasmodium fragile
Lineage: Eukaryota; Apicomplexa; Aconoidasida; Haemosporida; Plasmodiidae
Exons: 7
Coding region: 1-3117 (1038 amino acids)
Source: RefSeq, a predicted model, not a curated record
AUGGGAACAGUAGAUUUGGCGAAUGCAUUGGUGCAAUGGGUACUCGCCGCCGGGAUUGAGGAUCAGGACCAGUAUGAGGACAUGGUGUGGAACAAGACUAAAGAGGUCAUGGCGGAAUUUGUGGACUACAUGGAGCGCGACGAUAUAACACUGUAUGCAUCGAAUUGUGAUAACAAAGGAUGGGAGCACCAGAACUACCCCGCCGGUGUGCGCGGAGUAGGACAAACGGUGGGCGAUAAAAUUGUAUGCGUACUGAUGGUAGGGGCCUUAUUUUUCAUGAAUGGGUGGACUAGUACAGAAAGUACUCGACAGCGGGAAGAUGACACCAGUGAAAGAAUAAGGGCGCACUUGCUAUGUGCAAUAGUACAUAUGUUCAGUCAAGUAUUACACGAAUCCGUGUGCAGGAGUAGGUGGGGAAUAUUUUAUGCAUGGUACUCAAUGGAACAAAUGGACACUGGGCCAGGAAGUUUUCCGGCAGGUUUAAUAAAGAAGGGAACAUGUGGUAGAAACAUAUCUUCGGAUGUACAAAUAAGGGACCUUGAGUUAAAUGCGGAAGUAAAGAAAUGGUUAGGGCAAAAUAGUACACUCAAAAAGGCAAUAACGAGAGUACAAGGACAUGCACUGUGCACGACGCGCUGGCAGGACGCAUGGAGCAUAGACGAAAUCCUAGGGAAUGGCACUAUACAGGAUACGCAAGGGCUGCCGAUUGCUCCGAUAGUCCAUGAAUUGAAGGAAGGAAUCAACGAACUAUUUACGGAAAUCGGGAAACAGGCAGCGGACAGCAUAGAAAAAAGGGAACAGGUGAAGAAAGCGCAGUUAGAGAAGGAUGACAAGAACGGACAGGAACGCGCCUCCAAUGCAGCAACACAAGCGCCAGCAAAACCGGUAGCACCGACAGCAAAGGAAACACCACAGGGACCGACAGCGGGGAAGGACAAGGAGAAAAAAGAGGACGCCAAGAAGUCAACAGAAGGCACUACUAAGGACAAAAGUAGUGAGAAGGGGCAACCACCGGCGGUUCAGUCACCAGGGGUUUCAGGUACAGGCAGUACACCGGCACCUGAAUCACAGGCACCAUCCGGGGGAGUAGGAAGGACAGAUGCCACAGCGUCCGAGGACGUACCACGACCCCCGCCUGCGUCACCAUCUCAUCCAGUCCCAGAUGAGGCAAAAAGUGAUGCAAGACCCGCUGGACCAAAGGGAGCCAGCGGGCAAGGACCGGACAAAAGGGCAAAGGAUGAUCAGACACCAGCAUCAUCAGCAGACCCUGAUUCUAAGGCGAAGGAUGAUAAAGAUACAGAAACUAAGGAGGGUGUGCAUGAUGGGAAUCGCGUAAGCGUAAGUGUCAGUUUCGGAAGCUCUUCUACCUCAUCGGAGUGUUCAGGAACUGAAGCAGGGGCAAACAAAGAGACAACGGAUCAAACAAAACCAGCAGAACCAGCAGCAGCAGGGGGAUCUGAUCCAAAACCACCACCAACAACCAUAACAACAGCAACAGAAACAACAUCAACCGAAACACCAGGGGCCGGUAACACGCGUGACAAGAAGGAUGACGACUCCGGCGCAGCCAUCGUCGAUGGCGACAAUGAUGACCCCCCUCCUCUCAAUCCGCCCAAACCCAAACCCAACCCGAACCCAAAUCAAUCGGGUUCCGAAGGCGGCCCAACCAGCGGCGAAGCGCCCUCAGGAGGUGGUAUUUCUGGUGGGGAAGUAACGGCAGAUGGUAGUGGCAGUGGUGCAGGUGCUGGAGCUGGUGGUGGUGGGGCAAGUGGAGCAGGUUCCUCUGGUCCGAGUUCUACUGGUCACCAAAGCCCAGGUUCUUCAGGACCAGGUUCCACGGGUAGUACUACUACGGGUGGAUCCUCGCGUUCAGGAGGUAGUACGACCGGUGAAAUACAACCUACCCUUCCCCCUCCAUCGAAACCCUUCGACCCUCGAGACCUUAUCCCGUACACCCCCGCGAUCAUUCCCGCGGUGGUUGGUAUUGGGGUCAUUGCGUUCUUCCUAUGGAAGUACUUUGCGUACCUCGCCAAACGACGACGCACUUUUCGCACCGUUCGUGACGUGCCGUCACCGCCACUCGACGAAGAAAUAUUGGAGCAUCUACAACGCGGCGAACUACCGCCACCCGCUUACGGUUACACGAUGGUUACGCAACCUGCGUCAAUAUCCGGUAGAGCACGCCCCCCACGCGUGCAUAAGCGCACCAUCAUCGAGCUACAUUUAGAAGUGCUCAACGAAUGUGAAGCGACCGAGUGGGAUACGGUGAAAGAGGACUAUUGGCAGAUACUGGUGGAGCAGUUUGCGCGAGACUUGGAGCCCGCUGCAAACGGGCACAGUAGUUCCACGGUGUGUGCUGCGCACCUCGAUUCACCAAACGACGAUGCGACAACGCGGGAUGCACCGAUUGACUGCGGACCAUAUCAAUGUCCAGUUGAUGAAGAUGACCCAUGGGGUUGUAUGGAAUACAUACAGUUACCAACGGACCCUUGUCCACCGCAUCAACAGGACCCCGAUCCAUGGAGUUGUAUGGAAAACAUACAGUUAGAUUCACAACAGAAUGCUCGUUCCAACCCCGCGCACGCGACGUCGGAAUGCACCCACUGGAUGCACUGGAUUGACCGCAACAAAGAUAUUCUGCGGGAGUGCACGACGCAGCCGUGGUUUUUGCAAUUGAAAUCGGAUUGGAAACAAUAUUAUCAACAACAUGCGACAGACGCAGCAUCCAGUGAGAACAGGGCAGCCGCAACCAUGGAAAGGAACAAAUUGCAUGCAUGGAACGCAUGGGUUGCAAAGCAACAUGCGCUUAUGAAUACAUAUAGUGAAGAGGAGUGGUUUCAACAUUUGUUAGAGAAUAUCGAAGAGCACAUACCAGCAACAGGCGACGUUCCUGCAGUUGACACAGACUUAGAAGUGGAAAAAGUAAUGGCCGCAGACGAUAUACUCAGAGUGAAAGUUGCACCAUGCACGCAACUGCAUAAGCAACCUUACAUGAAACAACCGUUAACCGCUAAAACAUGGAUACUGAUCCUUGCGUCCGUAAUCGAAGAAUGCGAAAUCGAGAAUAUUAUGCAACAGACGGAGUUAUAUGUGGAUGACCUAUUGCAACAGUGUUAA